UUGGGGAAAUUGAUUUUAUUUGUGUUAAAUUUGUGGAAUCUCAGUGUCAAAUGUUUUUUUCGUAAAUAAUGUAAAUGUGCUCAAUGCCCAUAAGAUGUCUCUCACAACAGUGCGAAGUUCGGCCGAAGGAAAACUCCCAGAGAAAUUGGGCGAUAAAAAUUGUUGUGUGUGCCUCAGAUUCUCUCAUUUUAUAUUAUCAGCGAGUAAUUUCUCUCAGCGAACUCCAUAGCUUAUUUUCCCAUCAUGUCUCUUCCGGACAAUCUGAAGGCGCUCUUCGAGUACAUCGAAGCGCAUAAAAAUCAGUACAUCGAUGUACUGAAGGAGGCUGUGGCCAUCAAGUCCGUGAGCGCCUGGCCGGAUCAUCGUCAGGAGAUCACGAAGAUGGUUCACUGGACGAAGAAGAAACUUGAAGAUCUCGGCGCCACGGUGGAGUUGGCUGAUGUGGGAAUGCAGACACUGCCCGAUGGGAAGCAGAUUCCUCUACCGGAAGUAAUUCUGGGAUCUCUGGGAAAUGAUCCGGCCAAGAAGACGGUUCUGGUUUACGGGCAUCUGGACGUCCAGCCGGCGCUGAAGGAGGAUGGAUGGGACACUGAACCCUUCGUCCUCACUGAGAAGGACGGGAAGAUGUUCGGCAGGGGCUCCACUGAUGACAAGGGCCCCGUGAUCUGCUGGCUGCACGCCAUCGAAGCAAUGAAAGCGCUGAAGCAACCGCUGCCGGUGAACCUCAAGUUCGUAUUCGAGGGCAUGGAAGAGAGCGGCAGCGAAGGAUUGGAUGAACUGCUCUUCGCCCGUGCUGGGACUUUCCUGAGCGGCGUGGAUUACGUAUGCAUUUCGGAUAAUUACUGGCUGGGGAAGGAGAAGCCCUGCAUCACGUACGGAUUGCGUGGCAUUUGCUACUUUGGAAUUGAAAUUGAGUGUGCCAAGAAGGAUCUGCACAGCGGAGUGUUUGGCGGGAGUGUUCACGAGGGCAUGGCUGAUCUGAUUUAUCUCCUCAACACGCUUGUCGACGUGAAUGGCCACAUUGAGAUUCCCAAUCUCUAUCGCGAAGUGGCACCGCAGUUGCCCAAUGAGAAGGAGAUUUAUGAGAACAUCAGCUUCGAUUUGGGUGCUUAUCGCGAGGAUUUGGGCGCUAAGCAACUCCUUCAUCGCGAAGAUAAGGUCAAGACGCUGCAGCAUCGCUGGCGCUUCCCUAGUCUGUCCAUUCAUGGAAUUGAAGGGGCGUUUUAUGAGCCCGGACAGAAGACUGUCAUUCCUCGUCGUGUCAUUGGCAAGUUUUCUAUCAGGAUUGUGCCUGAUCAGCUUCCGGAACAGAUUGAGGAGUACGUGAAGGCACACGUGGAGGCCAAGUGGCGCGAGCGUGGCUCGCCAAACACCAUGAAAGUCUACAUGGCUCAUGGCGGGAAGCCCUGGACUGAGGAUCCCAAUCAUCCUCAUUACCAGGCCGCAAAGGAGGCCGUGAAGCACGUCUUUGGAGUGUAUCCAGACAUGACCAGAGAGGGCGGCUCCAUUCCGGUCACACUGAGUCUUCAGCAGGCCACUGGGAAGAAUGUCAUCCUUGUGCCCGUAGGAGCGGCAGAUGAUGGAGCGCACAGCCAAAAUGAGAAACUGGAUGUGCUGAACUACAUUCAGGGGACAAAACUCCUCGGGGCGUAUUUGUACGAAGUGGCUCAGCUUAAGUGAACGAAAAAGCAGAACUCUAACAUCACGAGGAAGCAUCACAAUU
Messenger RNA from Phlebotomus argentipes, 1723 nucleotides. It is a transcript of the gene Cndp2, whose product is annotated as cytosolic non-specific dipeptidase. The transcript is spliced from 5 exons. The coding region runs from base 244 to 1680 and encodes 478 amino acids. Gene Ontology annotation, molecular function: metallodipeptidase activity. NCBI's taxonomy places the organism in Eukaryota, Metazoa, Arthropoda, Insecta, Diptera, Psychodidae. The record is from RefSeq and is a predicted model, not a curated record. Gene Ontology annotation, biological process: proteolysis.